AGAAAGAACAUUAGCCUACUCUCUCUGUAUUUCUUUUUUUUCUUUUUACUUUCUCAAUUUUUAUAUUAUCUAAAAAUCUUUCCUUCCACACAACAAAGCCUCUGCUGGAUUAUGUAAUGCUGCUCCCCCCACUCCACCUCUUUUAACUCUCUAAACUCUUCCAUCCAAACCCCACUGCAAGAUUAUAAAACACUAAUAAUCGACACCCACAAAUGCCCAUUUGAUAUCUGAUCCAAGAACAAAGUUAUGGGUCACCUGAAUUUGCCCACAUCGAAGAGAAUACCGCGUCAUUGGCGGCUCUUGGACAUCGUUUCCGCGGCGUUCUUCGGCCUCGUCUUCCUCUUCUUCCUCCUCGUCUUCACCCCACUCGGAGACUCCCUCGCUGCCUCCGGUCGUCAGUCCCUCCUUGUCUCCACCGCCGAUCCACGUCAGCGCCACCGCCUUGUGGCUCUGGUUGAGCUUGGGACCCAGUCCGCCGCCAUCGAGGCUUGCCCUGCUGAGUUCGUGGACCACAUGCCAUGUGAGGAUCCCAGGCGGAACAGCCAGUUGAGCCGGGAAAUGAAUUUCUACAGAGAGCGCCAUUGCCCGCUGCCCGAUGAGACGCCGCUUUGUCUGAUUCCACCGCCCGAUGGGUACAAGAUAUCGGUGCAUUGGCCUGACAGCUUGCACAAGAUAUGGCACAGCAACAUGCCACACAACAAAAUUGCAGACAGGAAAGGUCAUCAGGGAUGGAUGAAAAGGGAAGGUCCAUACUUUAUUUUCCCUGGUGGUGGCACAAUGUUUCCAGAUGGUGCAAUACAGUAUAUCGAAAAACUUGGACAAUACAUCCCUAUAAGUGGCGGCACUCUAAGGACUGCUCUUGAUAUGGGUUGUGGGGUGGCCAGUUUUGGUGGAUAUAUGCUAGGAGAGGAAAUUUUAACCAUGUCAUUUGCACCAAGAGAUUCACAUAAAUCCCAGAUACAAUUUGCACUGGAGAGAGGGAUUCCAGCUUUUGUUGCCAUGCUUGGAACUCGCAGACUCCCUUUUCCUGCAUUCUCAUUUGACUUGGUGCACUGUUCUCGAUGUUUAAUCCCUUUUACUGCUUAUAAUGCAACAUAUUUCAUGGAAGUGGAUCGGUUGCUUCGACCAGAAGGAUAUCUGGUCAUAUCCGGUCCCCCUGUACAAUGGCCUAAUCAAGACAAGGAAUGGGCAGAUCUGCAGGCUGUGGCUAGAGCAUUAUGUUAUGAGCUUCUUGCUGUUGAUGGGAACACUGUUAUCUGGAAAAAGCCAGUGGCAGAUUCAUGUCUCUCCAACCAAAAUGAAUUUGGUCUAGAGUUGUGUGAUGAAUCAGAUGACCCAGAUUAUGCAUGGUACUUCAAAUUAAAGAAAUGUGUGAGUAGAAUCUCUUCUGUCAAAGGAGAUCUUGCUGUUGGGAAAAUUGCACAGUGGCCAGAAAGGCUAACAAAAACUCCUUCAAGGGCCGCACUCAUGAAAAAUGGCAUUGAUGUGUUUGAGGCUGACACUCGACGGUGGGUGAGAAGAGUUGCUUACUACAAAAACUCAUUAAGCCUAAAGCUUGGAACUUCAGCUGUACGAAACAUUAUGGACAUGAAUGCAUUCUUCGGAGGCUUUGCAGCAGCCCUGAAGUCUGAUUCUGUGUGGGUAAUGAAUGUGAUUCCUGCUCGCAAGCCUUCAACCUUGGCAGUAAUUUAUGAUAGAGGCCUUAUUGGAGUCUACCAUGAUUGGUGUGAGCCUUUCUCAACAUAUCCUAGGACCUAUGAUCUCAUUCACGUAUCUGGGAUUGAAUCGCUCAUAAAAUAUCCAGGUUCGGGCAAGAACAGGUGUAACCUUGUGGAUUUGAUGGUAGAGAUGGAUCGAAUUUUGCGUCCAGAGGGAACUGUUGUGAUUAGAGAUUCCCCCGAAGUUAUUGACAAAGUAGGUCGCCUAGCUCGUGCUGUGAGAUGGACGGCUUCCAUUCAUGAGAAAGAACCUGAAUCACAUGGGAGAGAAAAAAUACUCGUCGCAACCAAAAAAUUCUGGAUGCUUUCUUCAGCAUCAAACUGAAUGGCGUUUUGUUCAUUAUAAGUGACAGGCAGAUGGAGAGGCAAUACUCAAUAGUUGAACAUAGCAACUGAAACAGCGCAGCGUUAAUUGUGAACGCGGUUGGGGGAGGCCAGCCGGUCUGGGCUGAAAAACGGGAAUGCCAUUAAUGCAACAGCGAAAGCAAAAUGGUGUUGUGGGGCCUUCCUCUAACCGUUUGAAUUAGUGUGAAAUCAACGACCCAUCUUUCUCUCUCACAACCUGUGGUCAAGACUCACGAAAUAGUCGGUUUGGAUGGACACUGUUUUGAAGAUCUGAUCGGCUAAUUUUGACUGUGAAAAGGUCAUGUUAGGGAAUGGGUCUGUGGAUGGUAACGUAACCUUUACCCACCUCCCUUAGCCCUCAUAAUGUCUUCUCAUAUCCAUGUCCUAGUCGACUUUGGUGGGACUCUCCCCUUUGUAUGUUUAAUUUCCAAACCCAGAAGUAGCUUUAUCUUGACUCCAAUUUCUUGGCUCAAUCCAGAGUUAUGCUGUUUGCACACAA
Molecule: messenger RNA, 2562 nt
Organism: Carya illinoinensis
Lineage: Eukaryota; Viridiplantae; Streptophyta; Magnoliopsida; Fagales; Juglandaceae
Product: probable pectin methyltransferase QUA3
Exons: 8
Coding region: 247-2043 (598 amino acids)
Cellular component (GO): endosome; cytoplasm; trans-Golgi network
Molecular function (GO): methyltransferase activity
Source: RefSeq, a predicted model, not a curated record